CUUCUGAAACAAACGUGUCCUUUUACCAUUUAAAAUGUUGGGAGGCAUGUGUGAGCGCACACAUUUAUACAAAAUACAAAACAUGGACCGUCAAAGAUAAAGCCUGGCUCGCUGUCACACAGUCCUGAGAUUUACCGGGAUGGUUGAUAGAUGAGAGGAAAGAAAUCUGCAAUAUGAAGGAAGACGUGUGUUCUGGGAGAGCUGAGGAAGGAGCAGGAGAAGAGUUACUGUGGGAGAAAGAGAAGUAUAGAAUGGGAGAUUCUGAUCAUGUGACUUUACAAAUUAAAGAAAAAGAUGUUAACAAGGAUUUUACCUGGCGGCUUGUUAUGGCUGCACUUAUUGGAGCUCUGGGGUCAUCUUUCCUGUAUGGUUACAAUCUAUCUGUAGUGAAUGCUCCCGCAAACUAUAUCAGAGAACUGUAUAACCAGAGCUGGUCGACCAGAUACGGCAACACAAUAAGCAGCAAUACCAUAUCUAUAUUAUGGUCGGUCACCGUGUCAAUCUUUGCAGUUGGUGGCCUUGUUGGAGCACUCAUUGUGAUACCAAUGGUAAACCUACUGGGAAGGAAAGGAACAUUGCUUAUGAACAAUUUAUUUGCAAUCGUAGCAGCGUUAUUGAUGUCUUUAGCAGGAGUAGCAAAGGUCCCUGAAAUGGUCAUACUGGGCCGCUUUAUCAUGGGCAUUGAUGGAGGAAUUGCACUCAGUACCCUGCCUAUGUACCUAAAUGAGAUAUCGCCAAAGCAUAUUAGAGGAUCCUUGGGACAGAUUACUGCAAUCCUGAUCUGCGUUGGAGUAUUCACUGGACAAGUAUUAGGCCUACCAGAAAUAUUUGGACGAGAGUCGCUUUGGCCUUGCUUAUUUGGGUUUAUCGCAAUCCCUUCCUUGAUACAACUUUUGGUCCUGCCCUUCUUUCCUGAGAGCCCUCGAUAUCUUUUACUACAAAAGCAAGAUACGAAGAAAGCUGAAAAAGCUUUGCGUUCAUUUCUUGGGAGGAAUGAUGUCAAGCAGGAUAUAGAAGAUGUCUUGGCAGAAACCAGAUUACAGAGGAAUAUGCGCUUAGUGUCAGUAUUUGAGCUUUUCAAGACACGAUCCGUGAGAUGGCAAAUUAUAACUGUUAUUAUUACAAUGGGCUCUUACCAACUCUGUGGCCUUAAUGCGAUUUGGUUCUACACAAACAGUAUAUUUAAGGGAGCUGGAAUCCCCCCUGCUACAAUCCCUUACAUUACUUUAUCCACAGGAGGGAUUGAAAUCCUCGCUGCUGUUGUAUCAGGAAUAACCAUUGAAAAGCUGGGGCGCAGAGUGCUUCUAAUUGGAGGUUUUGGACUAAUGACAUUGUUCUUCGGAAUCCUGACUUUAUCGCUGACCUUUCAGGAUUAUGCAUCAUGGGUACCCUAUAUCAGCAUUGUAUGCAUUCUCGGGGUAAUAGCAUCGUUUUGCAUCGGACCAGGUGGCAUCCCGUUUAUCCUGGUCGGUGAAUUUUUCCAACAAUCACAACGUCCAUCUGCAUUUAUGAUUGCUGGGGUCGUCAACUGGAUCAGCAACUUUGCUGUUGGGCUUCUGUUUCCAUUAAUUCAGGAGGGCUUAGGCAACUACUGCUUCCUGGUCUUCGCUGUGAUCUGCAUGAGUGGUGCAUUCUACCUUUAUUUUGUUUUGCCUGAAACAAAAAACAAGACAUUUGUGGAAAUUGAUCAAUCAUUUGCUAAAAUUAAUAAAACCGCUUCAGCAAUCAACGAGACAGAAAAUUGCUCAGUUAAAGAGAAUCACAAUGUUUCUCCCAUAGCCAAAAACAAAGAUAAUAACAUGGAGAUGAAAAACCACACACAAGCAUAGUUUUUUGUAUGAAGCCCCGAAAACUCAGCCAGACCCCCACAAAUUGGAGAAAACAAAGCAAAAUGCUCUGAAUUUUCAUCUCGUGGACCCACAUUCAAUCACACUCAUUCUAGUUCAUUCUCUCUCACGCUAUCUAAAUGUUU
Molecule: messenger RNA, 1972 nt
Organism: Spea bombifrons (plains spadefoot toad)
Lineage: Eukaryota; Metazoa; Chordata; Amphibia; Anura; Pelobatidae
Gene: SLC2A9
Product: solute carrier family 2 member 9
Exons: 13
Coding region: 174-1829 (551 amino acids)
Biological process (GO): monosaccharide transmembrane transport
Cellular component (GO): membrane
Molecular function (GO): hexose transmembrane transporter activity
Source: RefSeq, a predicted model, not a curated record